This is a messenger RNA of Acanthosepion pharaonis, 1116 nucleotides long. The record is from the annotation of a GenBank genome assembly. NCBI's taxonomy places the organism in Eukaryota, Metazoa, Mollusca, Cephalopoda, Sepiida, Sepiidae.
AUGGUUGGAUUUUUGUUCAUUGAAAACUCUCCUGAUGACAAAUCGGCGUUAAGUAGCAGUCGGCCAAAUUCGUCGUCUGUGCAACAACUUCAUACUUUGCAUUUCAACCGUACGACUUAUUUGCUUACAUACGCUGUGGUAGUUCUGUUACACUUUUUGGAAGAAAACAUGUCGAAGACUAAAAUAAUCGGAAUUCUGGGGACCGGUGAUUAUGGAAGAGCUCUUGCAAAACGACUCCUGCGCAGCGGUUAUCAAGUGAUAAUGGGUAGCCGUGACCCGGAUCACCAACGGGUGACUAGUAUUGACGAAGAACUGAAGCCGGUCAAAUAUUUGCUUACAUACGCUGUGGUAGUUCUGUUACAUUUUUUGGAAGAAAACAUGCCGAAGACUAAAAUGAUCGGAAUUCUGGGGACCGGUGAUUAUGGAAGAGCUCUUGCAAAACGACUCCUGCGCAGCGGUUAUCAAGUGAUAAUGGGUAGUCGUGACCCGGAUCACCAACGGGUGACUAGUAUUGACGAAGAACUGAAGCCGGUCAAACCGAUAACCGUUACACCAUUCUCUCAUUCUCUCUUUUUCACUCUCUCUCUCUCUCUCACUCUCUUUCUUUCUCUCUCUUUCUCGCUUUCUUACUUUCUUUCUCUCGCUCGCUCUUUCUUUGUUUUCCUCCGUCUUUCUCCCUCUUUUUCUUUCUUUCUUUCUUUCUUUCUUUUUUCUUGCAUUCUCUCUGUCUUUCUUUCUCUCUCUCUUUCUUUCGCUCUCGCUUUCUUUCUCUCUCUUUCUUAUCUUCUCUUUCUUUUUCUCUAUAUUUUUCUUUCUUUUUUCUCUCACUUUCUUUCUCUUCCUUUCUCCCUCUCGCUUUUUUCUUUCUUUCUUUCUUUCUUUCUUUCUUUCUUUCUUUCUCCAAGCCUUUCUCUCUUUCUUUCUUCCUCUCUCUCUUUCUCUCUAUCUCUCUUUCUCUCUCUCGCUCUCUUUCUUUCUUUAUCUCUCUCGCUCUCUAUCUUUCUUUAUCUCUCUCUCUUUAGCCCUCUCUCACUUUAUAACUCUCUCUCUCCCUCUUACUUUCUUUCACUCUAUUUCUCCCUCUCUUUCUCCAGCUCUUUCUCGUACUCAUUCUGA